Molecule: messenger RNA, 585 nt
Organism: Schistocerca cancellata (South American locust)
Lineage: Eukaryota; Metazoa; Arthropoda; Insecta; Orthoptera; Acrididae
Exons: 4
Coding region: 95-502 (135 amino acids)
Source: RefSeq, a predicted model, not a curated record
AACACCCCGUGUGCUCUUGGGCAGCGUGACGCCGCACGCCGCGACCGUGCUAUAAAAGGCCGGCUGCUGCCGUGGUCAGACAACAGUCUGCAACAUGAGGUGCCCGACACAGACCGCUCUCGCAGCCGUGCUCUGCGUCGUCCUCCUCUCUUGGACGGAUGCUGCACCGACGCCAGACGCCAAUGAAGAAGCGGUAAAGAUUCACGAAGAGAAGGUACCCUCUGAAGAAGUCCCAGCUGCUCUUCAGACUGCAGAAGGUGAAGCAGCAGCACGUGUGAAGCGCGGAGGCGGCGGCUGUAACGUUUGUGGAGGCGGCGGCCACGGGGGCGGCCACGGAGGCGGCCACGGGAUCGGCCACGGGGGCGGCCACCACGGGGGCGGCGGCUUUGGGGGCGGUCUCAGCGGCAGCCACUCCCAGAGCAGCUCCCAGGCCUCCAGCUCCAGCUCCAGCGGCAGCUUUGGGGGCGGCUUUGGCGGCGGCAAGUUUGGCCAUGGAAAGUGAGAAGUCUGGACGUAAUCGCUUGCCUCUUUUGUUUAAUGGUGCCGUUGUAACCUGGAACAAAUAAACUACUAUCUUAACAUUAA